AUGUCCUCUAGGACAUGGCUGAUCUCAGCCCACUACUUGGUAUGGCUGAGCAUUCUAACAGUGCAUGUUAGAAGUGUGGAUUUAAAGAAUAAAUCUACUUUGAGAGGAUAUCUACAUCUGAUUGAUCUUGCUGGGAGUGAAAGAGUUGAGCGGUCUGAAGCAAUUGGAGAUAGAUUAAAAGAAGCACAACAUAUUAACAAAUCCCUCUCUUCUCUUGGCGAUGUGAUUUUUGCUUUGGCACAGAGAAAUGCCCAUCUUCCAUAUCGAAACAGCAAGUUGACUCAAGUUCUACAAAGUUCUUUAGGUGGACAAGCAAAGACACUAAUGUUUGUUCACAUUAGUCCGGAUAUAGAAUCAUACUCAGAAACAAAAAGCACUUUGGAGUUUGCUGAACGGGUUUCUGGAGUUGAGUUAGGUGUCGCAAGAAGCAACAAAGAGGUUUCAUAUCUGAAAGGCACAAUACCAUGGAAAGAUAUGGAAAUUGAUGAACUCCGGAAGGACAAAGCCAAAUCUAAAAGUUCAUCAAUAGAUAGAAAUGACACUAGCCAACAGAUCCGACUAUCACGUAAGGAAUUUAUGUUCUAG
Miscanthus lutarioriparius is the source of this 585-nucleotide messenger RNA. The record is from the annotation of a GenBank genome assembly. NCBI's taxonomy places the organism in Eukaryota, Viridiplantae, Streptophyta, Magnoliopsida, Poales, Poaceae.